AUGAAGGUUCUCUUGCUCGGCGUCACUGGCAACGUUGGCUCCCGGCUGCUGCCCGCCCUCAUCGCCCACAACCACAAAGUCGUUGCUUUCGUGCGCUCGCCCUCUAAGCUCUCUGCCGAAGUCAAAUCGAAUCUCGAUGCCAUUGUUGUCGGAUCUGCCACCGACAGCGCCGCCAUCAAAGCCGCCAUCCUCGACAACAAUUGCGACGCCGUCAUCAAUGCGGCAGGGUUAGCUGCUAAGACGCCGUUCCACUCGGCGGGAGAUUUCCCAGCCAUCUUUGCGGCCGUUGUCAAGGCCGCUGUGGAUGCAGGGCACGAGCGCGGAAAGGCGCCUAUCAGAUGCUGGCUUAUGAGUGGCUUUGGUAUACUGGACGCUCCAAAGAAGCCUUAUUCAUUCACUGACUAUAUCCCUCUCUUCCCAACCCACAAGCCAAACUAUCAACUCAUCAAACCAUAUACCGCCGACGAACUUGCCUGGUCACUAUACUGCGCAAACGAACUGAUCCCCAAAUACGACAAGCCGCAAUAUCCUGCCCCGGCAGAUUGUACUGUCGAUAAUCUCGUGAUACAAGCUGACUCUCCGCCACUAUGGAGUAAGAAGUUUGUCAAGAUUCCGCUUAUCGGCGGGUACUUGAAUCUCAUGACGCAGGCGCAGGACUAUUUUGCGACGCUGGAAAACAUUGUGGAUGUUAUAGCUAGUGAUCUGGAGAAGGGUCUUGAUAGUGAAUAUGUUGGGAAGAGAGUGGGUGUCAAGGAGAAGACUAUUAUUGCUUCCGGGCUGCAGGGACAAGCGGGGCUAGUCGAUGUGAAAGAAGAAGAAGAAGAGGAGGAGGAAGACCAAGAGGAAAAGACCUCGUCCGAUAUGAUUGAAAGUCAGGCUAAACUUUCCAAUCAAUUUGCGAACCUUGUCAUCAACUCUAAUGGGUCUUCUAAUUUCAUUGGGUCGGCCUCUGGCUUUUCACUUUUCUCGCCUCAUGGCGUCCGGUGGAUCUCACAGAAGGUGGGCGACAAGGAUGAGCUAGCUCCGCUCUAUCGUACCAUCUCGAAACGUGACUACAAGUCUUGGGGUCACGGCAGUAUCAAUCUCUGGGCUCCCAAGCCACGGUCCGAACACACACCUUUACCAACGAAGGAGGUCGCACUAGAAUAUGUUAAUUGCUAUUUUACAAUUUUCAACAGUGUCUACCCGGUCAUGAAUCGGAAUGUAUUCGACUCCUACUUUGAACGGCAAUAUUCAACAAACCCUCCUGAAAGCAAUGCUUGGUACGCAUUGUUUAACGCUGUAUUGUGUCUGGGUAGUAUUAGGACGACAGCCGAGCGAGAGCGGCACGUAAGGAGUAGCCGUCUCAUCGAUUACACGUCAACUGCGCACGAGACUGGUGUUGGAUACUUUCGCAACGCAAGCUGUUGUUUUCACGACCUAUUGUUUAGUGAAGCUACUCUCAUGGCAAUGCAAGCCAUAACUCUCAUGAUGUUCAUCACAACCUCAAGUCCAAACCCCCAAAUUGCUUACACCCUACGGUCCGCAGGUGGAAAUAUAGUAUACACCUUAGGCCUUCAUCGGAGUCUGGAUGGGAUUGGUCUCGCCCCAGAGGAAAUUGAGCAGCGUCGCAAUGUCUUCUGGGUGUUUUAUAUGCUCGAAAAAGCAAUAGGCCACAAUUUAGGCCGCCCAUCGGUCAUCAGUGACGAUGAUAUCGCCGUCGAAUUACCACCCAAGAAGCCUGGGAUUUUACUGUCACCCAGCGGAGCAGGGGUCUAUGAUAUUUUCCAGGACUCAAUUACGCUAGCUAUUAUCGGGAGUCGCAUAUACACUGAGUUAUACACGGCCAGUUCGCAAACUAAGUCUCAGGAGCAUCGUAUAAAGGUACUGGGCAAAUUGGACAAUCAUCUUCAGCGUUGGCGAGAUGCGAUCCCGAUUGAUAUUCGACCAGAGCAUCCGAUAAAUUGCUCGGAUGAGCAGUGGGCGCUUUACUAUCCGCUCAGUGCAAGUCUAGUUCUCUUUACAAACAUCCUUUCGAAUCCACAAGACCAGCAUGCGGCUUCCGAUGUCCAGUUAUUGAACCUUGUUAGUGCGUUCAUCAACCACUCUGUCCAGCCAGGGACAUCGUUCGCAGACACCCCGACAUUGAACAUGUUCAAAGAGCUUUAUGCUAUUGCCACACGUUUCGUGGCCAGGGCUCCUCCAAGGUCUAGUCAGAAGACGAAGAGGCCGUCUGAGACUAACGAUCUUACCGCACCAUCAGAUUAUUUCUCGUCAAGAGGAGAACCAAUGUUGAAUGUGUCUUCAUACGCCGAGUCCAAUAUUCAUACCAUAACAUCGUUCGCGCCAUUCGAAUCCACACAAUCGUACGCCGACAUAGCCAACAACACUGCAGCAUGGCCCUCUUCAGAUACACACAACAUCCAAACAGACCAAGCUACGCGGAAUACUACCACAAGUCCACAAUACUCGCAACCGGAAUCAUCCAACAAAAGCUCCCCGCUCGAAUUGGCGCCAUUCAUAAUACCUCCCGAGCAGCCGAGUCUCAUCGACUUUGAUCCAACAAUGUCGUAUGACACGUUUAUUGAGCCUGCCAAUUUUGAUUGGGAUGCGCCUAAUAUGUGGAUGUCUUCCGGUUUAACGGCUGAUCCUUGGGGUUCCGAGGACUUGAUGGGGUUGUCGUUGCAGGGUGGUGAUGAUGGCGUUAAUCAAGGGUCCGGUUACUUCAAUUAA
Molecule: messenger RNA, 2712 nt
Organism: Talaromyces amestolkiae
Lineage: Eukaryota; Fungi; Ascomycota; Eurotiomycetes; Eurotiales; Trichocomaceae
Exons: 8
Coding region: 1-2712 (903 amino acids)
Biological process (GO): DNA-templated transcription
Molecular function (GO): DNA binding; zinc ion binding
Source: RefSeq, a predicted model, not a curated record